AUGCCACCGAGACCUAACAUGCCACCAGGAGCUACUGGUUUAUCUUCUAAUGGUGCUAGCAGUUCUAAUAAUGUUACCCUUGAGGCACUAAUUAAUGCACCAGCAAGGCAAGACCAGCCACACCUCCAUCCUCAGAAGGUCAACGGAGCUUUAUGGUAUGAUUUUAGCAAUUUCAUGGGACCUUGGUGGAAUUGGUCCACAGUUCCUCAGAACAAAAAGGAUGAGUGGUGGCAGGAUUUUGUGCAAAAUUAUUACUGGGAUAAGGUGCACCACAAUUUAGUAUAUAGCAAAUGGAAGACUGAGGUUCUCGAUUCAGUUUGUGAUUGGAUUAGCUCAAAAAAGAGAGACAACAUAAAACCCAAAUACAUUAGCCAAGUAGAUUGGGACUGGAUGGUGGUGAAUUGGGCAACGGAAGAGAUGGUUGAAAAGUCCAAGACCAACACGAAAAAUCGCCUUUCUAAUCCUGAUGGCAAAGGGAUACAUAAGCAUUGUGCUGGCCCUGUUGCAUUUGCCAACAUUGAGUACAAUUUGAAGCUUAAGUCUGGGAAAGAUGAACCGGUACCAUACACAGACCUUCUACGUCAGACACACAUGCGCAAAGAUAGAACAUAUGUUGACUAUCGUGCAAAGUCCAUUGUAGAAGAAGUCGAGCUAACUGUAUCCCAACUUGAAGCUGCUGAUGGAUCUCCACUUCCUUCUCACACUCAUCUCAUCAACCAAACAUUUCUGGAGAUAAAUAAACCAAAAAAAGGUUGUAAUUAUGGACUGGGCAGCGCUCAAGAUAAAGAUGUCAGCCCAAACGAGACUUCACAUCUUACCCGCAAUCUUGACGUGGAUAUGCGGUUAUCUAGCUUGGAGACUAAUGUAGAAGCAGUUAAAGCAGAUUUGGCAAUGCUGAAAGAAAAUGUGAUGAUGCUGAAGGAUGACAUGAAGGUGGUAAAGGAAUGUGCAGCAUCAAUGAAAGCUUCAACACAUGUCAUUCUAAGGGGUAUUGGAAUUGAUCCCAUAACUCACAAAUGGAUCACACCCUCAAGUUCUCGUCCCAUGGUUAGUGAAUCAGUCCCUGCCUCCACUUCUCUACAACCUCAGAACAAUAAUAAUGAGGAAUGA
This is a messenger RNA of Camelina sativa (false flax), 1110 nucleotides long. Lineage: Eukaryota; Viridiplantae; Streptophyta; Magnoliopsida; Brassicales; Brassicaceae. The record is from RefSeq and is a predicted model, not a curated record.